Messenger RNA from Paramacrobiotus metropolitanus, 1790 nucleotides. RefSeq lists its product as uncharacterized. Gene Ontology annotation, molecular function: UDP-glycosyltransferase activity. The record is from RefSeq and is a predicted model, not a curated record. Bases 322 to 1659 code for a protein of 445 amino acids. NCBI's taxonomy places the organism in Eukaryota, Metazoa, Tardigrada, Eutardigrada, Parachela, Macrobiotidae. The transcript has 2 exons.
UUGAAGUAAGUACUGUAACCAUUUAGGCUAUUAAAAAGACUGUCCGCAUCAGAAUGUAAUCAAAUCGGAAAUCACGUCGGAUGGGGGUUCGCUGAACCUGUACAAAACGAUUGCUGGUUGGGCAAUGGACAUACGGAUGUUCAAGCAUGGACGUACAAUGUGCCCGCAGGCCUGCUACGACGCAGCCGGUGACAACCCGAAAGGAUCGACUUCCGUGUACUGGUGGUAAAUUGCAUGCAGCAACAAAAUCUGGCCAGCUAAAAUCUGCAUGGAUUCUGAAGCCAGCGCAGCUGUGCUGCAGAUCCGGAAAAAGUAAUUACCAUGCCGGCUUUUGGUCACUACAUUCCCGGACUGGAAUUAGCCAAGAAAAUUGCUAAAUAUCAUGACGUAACCUUUGGAUUAUCCAUCCAUAAAUUCAAGGAUAUUGAAGGACGCGGCAUCCUCCCGCCGGCACCGAUCCAGCUGCACACCUUCGACGACGGAUUUACCUACAACGUAGACGAGCACAUCGGUGAUCUAAAAGCUUUCGUUCAGCAAAUUCAUGAUUGCAAACCUUUCUACGAGAGCUUUAUAAACAGCCUAGCCAUCACCAGUGACCCCCGACCUGGGACAUCCACCAUCCCCCCUGUGGACGCCAUCUUCUGUGACUUAAGCAUGCCGAUGCCGUUGCGUGCGUGUCGUAAUCGGAAAAUUUUGACGUACGGAUUUGUGCCAUUCGCGGCUCAAUUGUUUGCAUCCUACGGGACCUUCGAUGAAAACACGCCAUCGGUGCCAGAUGAAGUGUUCUUCAGCGGAACGGAUGAGUUAGCAAAUCAGGGCAAGAAAAUCGCUGAGAGUUUCAAAACCUUGGGACUGGAGUUUCUUGACGCGCAGACCCUAGUUACGGAGGUACUGUUCAAUUCAUUUGAGGAAUUAGAACCCAACGUGAAAACCAUGUUAGCCACCUUACCAAAAAUGGCUAACACGCCGGUGGCAUUCAUCGGACCGCUCUUACCGGAACAUAAAGAAAAGCCCGAAGACGAAAUUACGAAAAAGAUCCGGAGUUGGCUGGACAAGCAAGGCGAGCGAAGCGUCGUUUAUUUCUCCUUUGGAACAGUGGCGGUUCCUUCGGCCGAACAACUGGCGGAAGUUGCCGAAGCACUGGUGUCUUUGAAGCAGCCGUUCAUUUGGUCGCUGCGGAGCUACCAGCAAGAUAUGCUCCCGCCGAAGUAUAUCCAUUCAACUGUGAACACCAUGUCUGAUAAAACGCCGUAUUUGAUUUUGCAUUGGACACCGCAAAAAGAAAUCCUUGGGCAUAAAUCCACCGGCGUAUACGUCAGCCACUGUGGUUGGAAUAGUACAUUGGAAGCGGUCUCGUACGGUGUGCCGGUAGUUGCAUGGCCGAUGUUUGGUGACCAACAUAAUAAUGCUGCUCUGAUUGAGCAGUGGGGAAUCGGUCGGUGUGUGCCGGUUGCCGGCAUGAAAUCCCAGACGAUGCCGGCUAAAGAUAUUGCUGAUAUUAUUGCAACCGUCGGUGGAUGGCAGGAGGUUCGGAUUGAAAGCAGGCCGUAUUUGGAGAAAGCCCAGGAACUCUCGAAGAAGGCGAAAAAAGCGUCGAGUCCAGAGGGAAAGUCUACCCAAAACUUGUUGGAAGUAAUGAAUAAAAUUGCUGACAUGUGAUUACUUAAGUGCCAACUAUGUUUCUGACCGUAUAUUUGCAUGGUACAUUAGAAAGGAUUGAUUUAUUUAUGGGAUAUUGAUUAAUUUGUUUUCUACCUGCAGUGUGCAAAAUAAAGUGGUACUGCACGAAA